Molecule: messenger RNA, 2331 nt
Organism: Haliotis rubra (blacklip abalone)
Lineage: Eukaryota; Metazoa; Mollusca; Gastropoda; Lepetellida; Haliotidae
Exons: 4
Coding region: 200-2242 (680 amino acids)
Source: RefSeq, a predicted model, not a curated record
GAGCCCCCUACCGGCAAGUUGAGAAGAUCCGGCUUUAGCUGACAGCUGAGGUGGCCCCAAUGUUUUGGUAUGCGGCAAUAUUCCUCCCAAACUGAGGAAGUGUGGUGGGCGACGCUGGUUUUGUAUGGAUCAUUAGAAACUCUGUGAUACAACAACAUCUGAAUAACUGGUCAAAAGGACGCCAGAAGCACAAUUCACGAUGACAACGCCAUACAUAUCAGGAAAACGAAUGCCUCUAAAAGCGACAUUCGUCGCUUCUAUUUUGAGAGGCCCCGACAUGUCAAAGGUCAUCAGACGAGCCCCGAUUGCACCCCGUGGAGGGGAUGUCUUUGUUUAUUGUAUUGAAAACAACACACUUCGGGAGGCAUGGAAGAAUGACAACAUCCACUUCCACCAUGAUGGGACGAGAGGUCAGCCCAAGACAAAUCCUAUUGUGAGGAAGGUGUUUUUCUGUGCAAUGGUUGGAGAUGGCAGAUGGACACGGGAGUUCAUGAAGCAUGUGUAUACCUUGUAUCAUAAUCCGAACAACUAUGUUGUCAUUCACUACCUAGGGGAUGAGGCGAUAUCGCGGGCCGUUCCUCGCCACAGGAAGCCCAGAAGCAACUUGAAGAAGCAUACAACAUGCUCAUCUACAGGAAUUCAGGUAGAUACAUCAGAGUUAUCUCCCCGUGAUGAGUCCUCGGAUCACCAAGAUGAAGGUAUUAUGAGUGGUGAUGAUGGUGACCAUGAAGAUGAGGAGGAGGACUACUCCGGGACAGUGGACAUCAGUGAACCGUUGGUGGUGAUUGAUUUGGCAGAGGAAGAUUCCGGUGUUCCUCAGUCACAGGUACUUCUAUCCAGUAGUGGAUGCCAGUCACAUGUCAGUAAUGUUGCUGAAGCUUCCACUUCCACUGGGCUUCCAUUCACAUCAACUCCUAUUGCAGGAGACGCUGCUCCAUUUGCAUGUCUGGACAUGAUGCACAUGACAAGUCCAUUGGGUCUCUUAUCUGAAGUGACACUUUCUUGCAGGCCUGUAGAUAAUACUACACCCCUGUUUAAUCCUAAUGAACCCUCCACAUCCUUUGCUCACAUGAACAGUUACACAGGUGGUGGAGGAGGUGAUGUGUAUAUUAGUGCACAAACUGAACCUGAUGCCAGGUCUGUAAUUCCAAAGAAAAGACUCGCAAUGAGGGUUGAAGGACAGGAGAGUGAUUCUGUGUUUACCAUGGGGGACAUAGCAACACAUGGAACCCCAACUGUACACCAUGUCCAGCCAACAGGUCGUCUGCCCAAAAAGCGGAGGCUGGAGUUCACUGACAGUUCUCCUGCUGAUCCAGGUCCUUGUGUGGGGGACAAUCCACCUUCUGAUGAUCCUGGAGAUGCUACUGACACUGGUCAGUCAAGUUUUCAGCAUCCAAGUGUCCAACAGCCUGACGGCCACCAAAACAGAUUAGGUAGGGCCUCCAGCCCAUCUAUACCUUCUGACAGAACAAGCAGGCCAGGAGUGAGACAUACACUGAGGGAGGAUUUAGAGAACAGUUUUCAUACACUUGUGCAGAAUGUCAGGAACUUGGAGAACAUGCUGGGAGAGCCUGCAUUGUGGGAGCCGGACAGGGACACAAGAGAAGUGGGAACUGAUCCUGAAGAUUCCAGACCUUCGCUGGAGGAGUUCAUCCAAGAACUUGUUUCAAGUGGUCAGCUUGCUUUGAUUGUGGCACAAGUCAUGCAGAUGGCAUCCAUCUGGAAACAGAAACCCAGUGCAUUCAAUGCCCGGACCAACCCAUGUGUAACAUUGGUUUAUCAGAUCUGUCAGGCUUGGGGAGAGGACAUGGUGGCUGCAAGGUCAAGGUUGAUGAAUAUCCUUGGAAAGAAUUCCAUGUCGGAGAGUGAUAUGAAGAAUUACUAUCACUUGGUAAGCGCGUGUGUUGUUGGGGCUUACCGGACAGAAGUGCCUGUACCUGUAUUUUUGACCACACUGAGCUCGUGGCCAUCUCACAUGGGGGAAUGUGACACACGGUCAGAUGUGGAGGUGGACGAAACUGUCCGGUGUGUUGUUGCAAGGACCUCACUGACCGGUGAACAGCUCAUGACACUGGAGAAAAACGAUGUCAUAGAUGCUCAGGUGAUAAAGGCGUACCUCAGAUGUUGGCCAGUCACUGGAAUACUCUUCUCCCGCACCACUGCUAUGUUCUACCCAUGGCCUUGCAGCAACUGUGGCAGAGAGAUGAAUACAACAGAGGCAUGCUGGAUAAGGAAGUACUGACAGAAUACACAUGGAUCCUGAUGCCAUACCAAGCAUCUGACGAUCACUGGGUGCUUUUGGCCGCCAACGUCCAAGAUGGAACAAUCCGG